This is a messenger RNA of Eufriesea mexicana, 1910 nucleotides long. RefSeq names its product Pre-mRNA-splicing regulator female-lethal(2)D (gene fl(2)d). The coding region runs from base 217 to 1626 and encodes 469 amino acids. NCBI's taxonomy places the organism in Eukaryota, Metazoa, Arthropoda, Insecta, Hymenoptera, Apidae. The transcript has 6 exons. Gene Ontology annotation, biological process: mRNA modification; regulation of alternative mRNA splicing, via spliceosome. Gene Ontology annotation, cellular component: nucleus. The record is from RefSeq and is a predicted model, not a curated record.
CAUGGUAUCGUGUUUCAUCGUUUCACGUUAUACCGAAUACUGGAUACAAACAUUUUUCAAUGGAAUGAUAGGCGUGUCACUAGAUCAGACAAAUGUGUGCUAGCACUGACAGCAUAUCAUCAACGCACUUGUUGCAGCUAAACAGUUAAAGAAGAAGACGAAACUUCAAAACUUACUUAAGGCCUUGGGUGUGAUUUUAAUAACAUCUGACAUAAAAUGGCAGAAGAGUGCAACGAUGUUAAGUCUGCAGGUCCAUCUUCCCCAAGAAGUCCACAGAAUAAUGGUACAGGGGGAAAACCAAGCAGUCCUCAUUCUCCUAGGCAACCAAGGCAUGUGAAGCUAACACAACAGCAAUUGGACAGCAUGUCAAAGGACGAGCUAGCAGCCAAGUGGCAUGAACAGGACUUAUAUGUGGAGUGUCUAGAGGCCCAGGCGGCAGCUCAGGAAGGUGAGCUAUCUUCAUUGAGAGAAUCUGAAAGCAAGUAUAGACAACAACAUGCAGAAGCAUCUCAUAGAGAGAAGAUUUUAGUCAGAAGACUUGCUUCUAAAGAACAAGAAUUGCAAGAAUAUAUUAAUCAGAUUGCUGAAAUGAAAGCUGCUCAUGCUCCAUCUGCUGUGGCAUUAAGAUCUGCUUUAUUAGAUCCAGCUGUUAAUAUUUUAAUUCAGAAAUUAAGACAAGAACUUGUUACAACUAAAGCUAAAUUAGAGGAUACUCAGAACGAACUUAGUGCCUGGAAAUUUACACCAGAUAGCAAUACAGGUAAAAGAUUAAUGGCAAAAUGCAGAUUAUUAUAUCAAGAAAAUGAAGAAUUAGGACGUAUGAUCGCUAGCGGACGAAUUGCUAAGUUGGAAGGAGAUCUUGCCCUUCAAAGAAGUUUCAGUGAAGAAAUGAAAAAAUCACAAUCAGAAUUGGAUGAAUUUUUGCAAGAUUUAGAUGAGGACGUUGAAGGAAUGCAGAGCACAAUUUAUUUCUUGCAACAAGAGCUGCGUAAAGCUCGCGAAUCAGUCACGUUGUUGCAGCAUGAAAAUGCAGCCCUAAAAGCAAAUUCGAGUGAAAACAAUUUAACAAAUGGUUUAUCCCCUCACACGCCACCAAUUAAAAAGGAGGAAUUGGAGGAGAAUUCAAUUCCGGAAAUAAAGACUUCAAAAUCUAUGGAGGAUAGUGAUGUGUGCAAAGGUGCUAGGACUCCACCGUUAUCAUCGCAACGAUCUCCUCAGUGUGAUUUCUCAAAUACUGAAAGAACAGAACGGGUUGAACGAAAACCCAUUCAAGCAGAUCAUAAUGAUGAAAGCUCAAGUGAUUCGGCUGCUUUAAUUAUCAAAGUUGAGAAUGAGGAAUUAAGUGAUAGGGAAGAAGAACACGAAGAAAAUCGAAAUAAUAAAAGGAUAUUGCGAAGCAAAAGUCAUAAUAGAAAUAACAAUAAAACUAAUGGGGAAGAGGUACUAACUAGAAUAACUAGGGGUAGGGAUAGGACCAAAAGGGACAAAAGUGCACCAGGUAGUGACGACGAAAGGACACACAAGAAAAAAAGAAGAGAGAGUAUUCUUUCUCUUGAUUAUAAUGAAGCUGAUGAUGAUGCGCUAGUUCUAACUAAUGGUGAGACACUUCAGAGCGAUCCAGAAUGAACAGUUUUCUAGAACGAUUUUAUAUACAAAACACGUGUUACAUAUGAACAGAGCUUAACGUGACUUAAUACACAACAUAAGUUGAAUCUAAUAUUUCAUAUUUAAGAAUUAUAACAUGGAAACACAUUAUGAGAAAUAUUGUUUCUAAUGGUUUUGUAUAAUUUUUCAUGACGUGUGACCGUUAAAAUAUCUCUUAUUUGAAUGUUUUACAGUCACGUUAAUGCCAGAAAAACUGCACUUGAUUACAUAUGAUUAUAUGUACACAAAAUAACGUGGCGUUGGAA